UGACAGGCGGGCGCGACGUUUGUAAAUAGUUAGCACCACCACUGGAGAAGUCGAUGCUGCUGCUUACAAAGUUUCUAAUUAUUAAUUUUUUUGGGUUACCGUUACCGUUAAUGUCCUCCCAAUUUUUUAUCCUGGGUGAAGCUAGGCAACCUGCGACCACUUUUUAGCCCUUGGGAAAAGUUUCUGGGAGCGAAGACCAUGGCUUUAGCUGGCCGCCUCAGUUAACAUGCUAACAGCAGCAGCGGGUCAGCCUGGAGGACCAGCUGCCUCAUUUGAGAGUUGCCAGGCAUGCUAAUAGUGCACCUCUUUGGAAGAUCCUUGCUUCGACCAGGACUGCAGCGGCUUGGGGUCCUGCGUAGGUGCCUCUGUGCGGCGCAGAGUGGCUCGUGUCCGGACACACCGCAGCAGGCAGACAUGAUCCGGAGCCGGGCUCAGAUCAAGCGGGUCCUCUGCGUAGCCGAGAAGAACGAUGCAGCCAAAGGCAUCUCAGAAAUCAUGUCCAACGGCAGGGCCAGGAGGAGGGAAGGGAUGUCGAAGUUUAAUAAAAUCUAUGAGUAUGAAUAUCAUCUCUUUGGUCAGAAUGUGACAGUAACAAUGACAUCAGUAUCAGGCCAUUUACUGGGUCUGGAGUUUAAAGCACCGUUCCAGAAAUGGCACAGUUGCAAUCCUGUGCUGUUAUUUGAUGCUGAGGUAGAGAAGUAUUGUCCAGAUAACAUGAUAAAAAUCAAGCGGACACUAGAGAAAGAGGUGAGGCAGUGCCAGGCCUUAGUCAUCUGGACUGAUUGUGACAGAGAGGGAGAAAACAUUGGCUUUGAAGUCAUAGAUGUCUGCAAAGCAGUUAAGCCCAAUUUACAAAUCUUUCGGGCGAAGUUUUCUGAGAUAACCCCCAACUCCAUUCGGAGAGCUUGUGAGACUCUAACAGAGCCAGAUGCUAACAUCAGCGAUGCUGUCGAUGUCCGUCAGGAGCUGGACCUGCGGAUAGGUGCAUCCUUCACUCGAUUCCAGACACUGCGUCUGCAGAAGAUCUUUCCAGAGUCUCUGGCCAAUCAGCUGAUCUCAUACGGCAGCUGUCAGUUUCCCACUCUGGGCUUUGUGGUGGAGCGCUUCAAAGCCAUCCAGGCUUUCAUACCUGAGACUUUCUACAAGAUCAAAGUGCUCCAUGAGGUGGAGGAGGACACUGUAGAGUUCAGCUGGAAAAGAAACCGUCUCUUCAACCACGCAGCUUGCCUAGUGCUCUACCAGAUCUGCAUGGAGGAUCCCAUAGCAACAGUCACCUCAGUAACCAGCAAACCCAAGAGCAAGUGGAGACCGCUGCCUUUGGACACUGUGGAACUGGAGAAAGUGUCAUCUCGGAAACUAAGAAUAAGUGCCAAAGAGACCAUGAAAAUUGCAGAAAAACUCUAUACCCAAGGGUUUAUUAGCUACCCCCGCACAGAGACAAACAUUUUCCCCGCAAACCUGGCUCUUGGCCCCCUGGUGGAGCAGCAGACACAGAAUCCAGUGUGGGGGAUGUUCGCCCAGCGGGUGCUUGACCAACCUGGAGGUCCCAACCCGCGGCAGGGCAAGAACUCUGACCAAGCCCAUCCCCCAAUACACCCCACCAAGUACACCAAUACACUGCAGGGAAAUGAAGGACGUGUGUAUGAGUUCAUUGUCCGGCACUUCCUGGCCUGUGUAUCCCAGGAUGCUUGGGGGCAGGAGACAGUGGUGGACAUAGACAUAGCCCAGGAGAAGUUCUCCACCUCAGGACUCAUGAUCAUUGCAAGGAACUACCUGGAUGUUUACCCAUAUGACAGGUGGAGCGCCAAGGUGAUUCCAGUGUACGAGCACGGCUCCCAGUUCCAGCCCUCUGCUAUCGAAAUGGUGGACGGACAGACGAGUCCUCCACAGCUUCUCACUGAAGCCGACCUCAUAUCACUGAUGGAGAAGCACGGCAUUGGCACAGAUGCAACCCAUGCAGAGCACAUUGAGACUAUAAAGAGUCGCAUGUAUGUGGGCUUGACAGCUGACCAGAGGUUUCUCCCUGGAGAGCUUGGCAUGGGGCUGGUGGAGGGUUACAACUCCAUGGGCUAUGAGAUGUCCAAACCAAACCUGCGUGCUGAAUUAGAGGCAGAUCUCAAGUUGGUAUCAGAGGGCAGGAAGGACAAACGGAGCGUACUGCUGCACCACAUCCAGAAAUACAAGACCGUCUUCAUUGAGUCUGUCAGGAAGGCAAAGAAGUUAGACGAAGCCCUGUCGCCAUAUCUGGGUGCAGCUCAGGAGAUCACUGAAGCAGAGCAGCAGGACAUGGAGAUCCCGCUGCCAGUCAGGAAGUGCCCUCACUGUGGUCGGGACAUGGUGCUUAAGAAGAAGAGGGAGGGAAACAGUAAGUUCCUGUCCUGCGUGGGUUUCCCAGCCUGUAAGACCGCAGUGUGGUUCCCCAACAUAGUGCUGGAGGUCAGCAGAGAUGAAAGCAUUUGUCCCAGCUGUCAGCCACACCCCAUUCACAUGUUGAAGUUCAAGUUCCGCAGGGGCAGCCUCCCUCCCAUGAUGCCAUUGGAAUUUGUUGGCUGCAUUGGUGGAUGUGACGAAACGCUCAGGGAGGUGCUGGACUUGAAAUAUCUCAGAGCAGAAGGAGGAGGUGGAGGAGGUGGAGGAGGUGGAGGAGGGGGAGGGGGAGGGGGAGGGGGAGGAGAGAGAGGAGGAAGAGGAGAUGACCCUUGGCCACCAGCUCCAAGGCUCCCCAGACCAGAGCCACCCAGAGCCCCAUGUUCCAAUCCUCGACCUUCCCUUCCUCCUGUCCCGUCCUGGACCCCUCAGCCUCGACCUCCACCAGGUGGCAGCAGUAGCAGUGUAGACCCCAACAGUGAUGCCAUUGUGUGUAACUGUGGUCAGGAUGCAGUUCUCCUCACUGCGUGCAAAGAUGGUCCCAACCAAGGGCGUCAGUUCUACCAUUGCAAUGCUCGGCGCUGCAGCUUCUUUCUGUGGGCAGAUCAGCCAAAUCAGCAGGUGUCACAUCAGAGUCAAGGGCCACCGCGUCCACUACCUGCGCCAAGGACCUCCCAGCCUCCAAGGCCCUCAUGGGGGUUCAGGAACACAUCUGGAGGAGGAAGAGGGCAUGAAGGGGGUGCUGGAGGACAUGUGGGACAGACAAUGUGUAACUGUAAUGAGACAGCGGUGACACGCACGGUGCAGAAGGACGGUCCAAACAAGGGCCGGAUGUUCUUCACUUGUGGGAAACCAAGAGAGCAGCAGUGUGGCUUCUUCCAAUGGUCUGAUGAGAACGUGCCUCCACCAGAUCAGCCAAAUCAGCAGGGGGCACAUCAGAGUCACAGGCCACCGCAUCCACUACCUGCACCAAGAACCUCCCAGCCUCCAAGGCCCUCAUGGGGGUUCAGGAACACAUCUGGAGGAGGAAAAGGGCAUGAAGGGGGUGCUGGAGGACAUGCGGGACAGACAAUGUGUAACUGUAAUGAGGCAGCGGUGACACGCACGGUGCAGAAGGACGGUCCAAACAAGGGCCGGAUGUUCUUCACUUGUGGGAAACCAAGAGAGCAGCAGUGUGGCUUCUUUCAGUGGUCUGAUGAGAACAUGCCUCCACCAGGUGGUUUGGGUCGUGGAUUUGAUGGUGGUGGAGACCAAGGGAAGAAGGGGAGGAAGAUAAUGGGAGAUGCCACCCCCAACAAACCUCCUGCUGCUAAGAAACCUCGUACCUGCGGCAUCUGUCACAUGCCAGGGCAUACCCGAGUCACCUGUCCCCAGCGGUGACUGCUGUCCCUGUUUAAACAUACUAUUUGUGAAGCUGCUCUGGAGGUGUGUGGAGUUUUUGAAGUCUACGACUUUACAGUGUGGAGUCAGAUUUUAUUUUUCAAAUAUGCAGCAACUCAGAUUGUAAGUGCCUCUUCACAUGGGGUGGACCUCUUCUUCUGGGAUAUAAGCACUUUACCCACACCUUGUAUCCACCCUGGGAAGUUGUAUUCAAUAACUGUUCCAACUGGACAGGAAAAGCUUUGAGAACAACACCAAAGUCAUUUAAUAACUAUGGCUCCAAACAAAAUCAAAAAUUGUGUUUCCCAGUCUGAGUUGUGCCGCACAUUGGCAACUCCUAUAAAAAAGAGGAAUGUCAAAGACAUUUCAUGUCCCAAGUCAGUAGAAACUAGAACUUUUCUUUUUGUUUUCAUCUCUCUGAUUUCUCAGGUUUCAUCGGAUCUGCAGUGUGCUUGUUCAAGAUUGAUGGCUCUUUUCUGGCCCCUGGUAGAAAAGUUAUGGGUCAUUUUGGGGUCAAGCUAACCAUUUUGUUCCUGUUACUUCCUGCCAGAUGGCAGCCAGUUUCCAUUCUACAUCCUUACAAGAAUUCAGCAUUUAGGAGAUGAGUUUAUUCACUUUCUUGCCAAGAAUUAGAUGAGAAAAAUUUAUAUCAGUCUCAGCCAUGUACAGUAUACAGAAGCUACAGCCAGCAGCUGUUUAGCUUAGCUUAGCAUAAAGACUGGAAAAAAGGGGAAACAGCUAGCCUGGCUCUGUCUGAAAGUAACAAAAUCAGUAGCAGCAGCACCUCUUAAACUUGCUAAGUAACAUCUCAUAUAUUUAAUUUGUACAAAAACUGAAGUUUAAAGUUAAAAAAAAAAAAAAGCAAACAAUUCACCGCUUAUAGGGGUUAAUGCUGGACUGUUAAUAAGCAUAUUUCCCAAAAUGACAAACUUUUCCUUUAAAGCUUAGUGGAGCAUUCACAAACAGACACGUGCUACUUGUAUUAAACUCUGGUUGUCUGAACUCUUUUGCUGCCUGAGGAAAAAGCUCUGAACAAGUUUAAAACUUGUAGGUGUUUGUAACAGCAGGAACCUGAAAGUGCUCAACAGUUGAUGGGGAACAGAAACAGUGCUGUCUUUAAUGAAUAAAUGUGUAUUUUAAAGA
Xiphias gladius (swordfish) is the source of this 4890-nucleotide messenger RNA. It is a transcript of the gene top3a, whose product is annotated as DNA topoisomerase III alpha. Gene Ontology annotation, biological process: DNA topological change. The transcript is spliced from 20 exons. Bases 289 to 3747 code for a protein of 1152 amino acids. Lineage: Eukaryota; Metazoa; Chordata; Actinopteri; Istiophoriformes; Xiphiidae. Gene Ontology annotation, cellular component: nucleus; chromosome. The record is from RefSeq and is a predicted model, not a curated record. Gene Ontology annotation, molecular function: DNA binding; zinc ion binding; DNA topoisomerase type I (single strand cut, ATP-independent) activity.